Messenger RNA from Exophiala bonariae, 684 nucleotides. RefSeq lists its product as uncharacterized. Bases 1 to 684 code for a protein of 227 amino acids. NCBI's taxonomy places the organism in Eukaryota, Fungi, Ascomycota, Eurotiomycetes, Chaetothyriales, Herpotrichiellaceae. The transcript is spliced from 3 exons. The record is from RefSeq and is a predicted model, not a curated record.
AUGGCAUUUGAAACGUCAAAGGCAAUUCUUCCUAAGGUCAAGAUCCUUGAGGUCGACGGAGUUCCAGAUGCAGGAUUUCUCAGUCGUGCAUGUCCCUCACUUGAGGCUUUCUCCACGUACAUCCCAUCCAAACAGUGGAAAAGAACGUUUCAAGCUAUUGCUCGCAUGACCACCAUCCAAUGGGUCCGCGUUGAAAACGAAAAUGGUUGGACAGCAUCGCAGGUUCGAGACUUAUUGAAAUACGUGCAGAAGAUCCCGGAGUUGUCCUUCGUGGGUACGAUGAAGUACACACUAGCGGACGUUACAGAUCUGUUCUCCAAUACUCCGAAUCUGGCUAAAAUCACCACCUGUAUCGAACCGUGGAUUAACCCCCAAAAGCUAAGAGAACGGGCUGGGAUGGAUCGUAGAUACUUGAGAUCUCUAUCUUACCGGCAAGUACGCGAUGGAAUGAUCGACAAGUCGCCAUACAGUGCAUCAUCACAAGACAUCGCACGUGCACUCUUCAAUGCAUGUGAAAAUCUCAUUGCCUUUGCCAGCUACAGAUCUGGUCGUGACGGUGUACACACAGAUAAAUGGAACCUCGAGACAGCGUUAGUACCUACCAUUUCCCAGAGAUCGGAUGUGAGGGCGGAGAUUCCACGCUUCUACCUUGAUGUCAACGAUUGUGAUUGGCAAUCGUCUUGA